Molecule: messenger RNA, 2374 nt
Organism: Aethalodelphis obliquidens (Pacific white-sided dolphin)
Lineage: Eukaryota; Metazoa; Chordata; Mammalia; Artiodactyla; Delphinidae
Gene: PIK3IP1
Product: phosphoinositide-3-kinase interacting protein 1
Exons: 6
Coding region: 140-934 (264 amino acids)
Source: RefSeq, a predicted model, not a curated record
UAAAGAGAGGCUGUUUACCAGAAGAGCAUAACAAGGGCAGGUCUGACUGCAAGGCUGGGAACGGGAGGCAGAGCCGCCGCCAAGGGGACCCCGGUUGGACUCUGGUUGGUCAGUCACCUGCAGGACGAAGGAGGUGAGGAUGCUGUUGGCCUGGCUGCAAACAAUCCUCGUCGUCAGCAACAUGCUCCUGGCAAAAGCCUAUGGAUCUGGAGGCUGCUUCUGGGACAACGGCCACCUGUACCGGGCUGACCAGCCGUCUCCCGCACCGGGCCUCCUCUGUCUCAACUGGCUGGACGCGCAGAGCGGCCCGGUAUCUGCCCCCGAGUCGGGCGCCGGCAACCAUAGCUACUGCCGGAACCCGGACCAGGACCCACGUGGGCCCUGGUGCUACGUCAGCGGCGAGGCCGGGUCUCCCGAGAAGCGGCCUUGCAAGGACCUGCGCUGCCCAGAGACCACUUUCCAGGGCCUGCCAACCUCUACAACAGAAACCGAGGAGGUGUCUGAAGUGCCAGGAGGAGAUGAGGUGCAGGUGUUUGCUCCUGCCAACACCCUGCCUGCCCAGAGCGAGGCCGCUGCCGUGCAGCCAGUGAUUGGGAUCAGCCAGCGGGUGCGGGUGAACUCCAAGGAGAAAAAGGACCUGGGAACCCUGGGCUACGUGCUGGGCGUUACCAUGAUGGUGAUCAUCAUUGGCAUUGGAGCUGGCAUCGUCCUCGGUUACACCUACAAGAGGGGCAAGGACCUGAAAGAGCAGCAUGAGCGGAAGGUGUGUGAGAGGGAGAUGCAACGAAUCACCCUGCCCUUGUCUGCCUUCACCAACCCCAACUGUGAGAUCGUGGAUGAGAAGACCAUUGUGGUCCACGCCAGCCAGACUCCAGUUGACCUUCAGGAGGGCAGUGCCCCCCUCAUGGGCCAGGCGGGCACUCCAGGCGCCUGAGCCCCCCAUGGUGGGCAGGAGCCCAUGCAGACAGUGGUGCAGGACCGCCUACCCACCUACAGCUGGGAGGAUCUACACUUUUUGUUGUGGCUAAAAACCCCCACUUAUUUUUUUGGUUUGUUUUUGGUGAAUCCUAAGACAAGCAGGUGGUACUGUGGGCUGAGGGUGAGGCUGGGUGGGGUCCUACCAAUGCUGUUUCUCCAUCCCAUGGAGCAGGAUUUUGCCCGUGGAUGGAGGCAGCGGCAGUCCCCACAGCAGUGCUGCCAACAGGGCCUUCCAGUGCCCCGGAACUGAACCAGGGGUGGACAAGGAGCUCCCCCAGCUCCUCUGUGCUUUAUUGUCCAAGAUGGCCUCAGCCUCUGCCUCCCCAUGUGUUCUCCUUGGGCUUGAGUGGUGCACGCUGUUAUUCACAGUUCAGGUCAUGUAGGUUGAGAGGCAGUAUUUAAAAAAGAUAUUUAGUUUUUUAAAUAUUUGGGAUGCAAUUCCCUGCAGACCUCUGAGAAAUGGAAAUAAGUCUGUACGAAAGUCAGAACUGUGGGUUGAGAACGGGAUCUAGGCGGGGGGGCUGCUGGCAGUGAUGUGCCUUGACAACCGUGGGCUGGGCCCAGGGACUCUUCCUGUUUUGAAAGUAAAGGAAGGGAAGAAGCGCACUGAACAUUCCACUUAGGAAGAGGGUAAAGAAGUAUCUGCAGCUGCCUCAGGCCACAGGACCCGAGUGGACCUGGGGUGUCCCAGACGGUCUCUCUUCGGGGUGGAUAGUGACCUUUCAUUCUUCAGGGGUGAGACAGCAGCCAGCUAACCUACGGGAAUGACACUGUGGGUGAGGCCUUGUGAACUGCUUCUGAGAGGUUAACCUGGAAACCCACUCGGAGGCAGGGUGAUGGAGGGGGCUUCAGGACUUGGCACCUGCCUCGGCCCAAAUCUGCAGGUGGCUCUGUAGCCUCCAGGCCAGCGCCUUCCUGUGGGGUCAAUAGGGCGAGGGCCACGACCCCUAACUUGUAAAAUAAUCAUAGAACCAUUGAGGGACCUUAGGGUGCCCGAAGCCUUUUGGACAGAGGGGCCAGAAGUGGAAACUGACAUUCAGGGUCACAGAAGAAGCUACCAGCACGGCCAGCCCUGAGGCCCUGAUAUCACGCUCGGAGGCCUUAGCACUGCUUUCCGUCCACAGAGCUUCCUUCCCAAAGCCCUGCCACUGCCUCACAUGGAGAGGGGUUAGUGGGGCCCAGUCUCUCCGGCAGGCUGUUCCUGGAAGUGAUUUGCUGAGGGGACCUAGGCCUCAGGGGGUCCCUUGUUGGUAGAGAUGCAGAAGAGAACAUUACUGGUUUCUACUUUUCUAUAAAAGCAUUUCUCUGUGUACAUGUUUUAUAUACCUCAUUCUGACACCUGCCUAUAAAGUGCAGGAAAUUGCUCUGCAUUCGACUUAUAUAAAUUAAAAAAAAA